UAUAAACUGACGGUGCGAGAGUGCGAGAACCCGCAUCGAUCUCCGUCUCUGUGCGAUCCGCUCCUGUAGUUUCAGCGGCGGCGGCGUGGACGGCGGCGGCGGCGGCGGGAGGAGAUGGCCGCGGAGACGGAGAGGAAGGACGUGGGUAUUCUCGCCAUGGACAUCUACUUCCCGCCCACCUGCGUCCUCCAGGACGAGCUGGAGACUCAUGAUGGCGUGAGCAAAGGGAAGUACACCAUUGGGCUUGGGCAGGAUAGCAUGGCCUUCUGCACUGAAGUGGAGGACGUUAUUUCAAUGAGCCUGACAGUAGUGAAGUCCCUCCUGGAAAACUAUAAGAUUGAUCCAACAUGUAUCGGACGUUUGGAAGUUGGCAGCGAAACAGUGAUAGACAAAAGCAAGUCCAUAAAAACAUGGCUGAUGCAAAUAUUUGAGGAAUGCGGUAAUACUGACAUUGAAGGAGUUGACUCCUCAAAUGCGUGCUAUGGUGGAACGGCUGCUUUGUUUAAUUGUGUUAAUUGGGUGGAGAGCAACUCAUGGGAUGGGCGCUAUGGACUUGUGGUUUGCACAGACAGUGCGGUUUAUGCUGAAGGACCGGCCCGUCCAACUGGUGGUGCAGCUGCCAUUGCAAUGUUGAUUGGACCAAACGCCCCCAUUUGUUUCGAAAGCAAGUAUAGAGGAUCUCAUAUGGCACAUGUCUAUGACUUCUACAAGCCUGAUCUUGCGAGUGAAUACCCGGUGGUCGAUGGAAAGCUAUCGCAGACAUGCUAUCUCAUGGCAUUAGAUUCCUGCUACAAUGUCUUCUGCAAAAAGUAUGAAAAGUUUGAGGGAAAGCAAUUUUCAGUUCAUGAUGCAGAGUACUUUGUGUUUCACUCCCCGUACAACAAGCUUGUGCAGAAGAGCUUUGCACGUCUAUACUACAAUGAUUUUCUGAGAAAAUGCAGCACGGUCGAUGAAAGCUCAAGAGAAAAACUAGAGACUUAUUCAGGCUUGUCAUCCGAGGAAAGCUACCAGAGUCGAGAACUUGAAAAGGCUUCUCAGCAAGUUGCGAAGAAACUCUAUGAUUCAAAAGUUCAACCAACUACAUUGAUCCCAAAACAACUUGGGAAUAUGUACACGGCAUCGCUUUAUGCUGCUUUGGCAUCAGUUAUUCAUAACAAAAAUGAAACUCUGGCAGGACAGAGGAUUGUCAUGUUCUCAUACGGCAGUGGCUUGACAUCAACAAUGUUCUCCUUCAAGAUCAAUGAAGGCCAGCAUCCAUUCAGCCUAGCAAACAUCGUAAGCAUACUGGAUGUCUCCAAGAAACUCGAGUCCAGGCAUGUGGUUGCGCCGGAGAAGUUCGUGGCGGCGCUGAAGCUGAUGGAGCACCGGUACGGCGCAAAGGAUUUCACGACGAGCCAGGACACGAGCCUGCUCGCUCCAGGCACGUACUACCUCACCCACGUCGACGCCAUGUACCGGAGGUUCUACGCCGUGAAAGGCGCCACUGCACUCUCUCCCGAUGUCGCGCGCGCCGCGCUCCAGGCGCUGGGCAACGCUGCGCUCGCCGGGGAGCAUCACCGCGCCGCCGUCUGGGAGGCGCUCUUCCCUGGACCGCUGCAGGAGCUCGCAGGGGUCAGGGAGAAGGGGGUCCUCGACCCCCUGUGCAUGGUGAUCGACACGUGCUGCUCCGGCGAAGGCGGCCGUGGGAGGGUCGAGGAGCUGUGCCAUGAGGAGUUGGGGCUGCCCAUACUUGUGGAAAUCGUCACUACUGCUUGGCAAGCGGGGCAUGAUGAAGAAUGGUUAGAAUGGCUUCUCUUCAAAAUCUGUGUUGAGGAGCAAAAGUUUGAAUCAUUGUUUGCGGCUUUAUGCUCAGUAAAUGAUGCUAAACACAAUGAUGGUGAUGAAGGCAAAAUUGAGUUCAAUUCUAAGCAUGCAUAUCUUUUGGGUAAAUUGUCAAAAUGUUUGGCCAACCAACCUAAAGAAGUCAGUGUAUCGAACACUUUUGCGCUUGAUAUUUUCAAUGCACAGAAGCAUGCUGCUGAGAUUGUGGAUUUUACUUGCCAAGUCAAAUCUCCUCUUCCAACUGGUCACCCUGGAAUUGAUGUACUUGGAUAUUCAAUGGUGCUCUUAAAGGAUAUAUGUGCUUGGGAAUCCCCUCCAUCGGACACACAAGCUCCUGUUAACUCACUGAUUCAGACUGGUCUUGUAAAGCAUCUUAUAACGUACUUACGUGAACUGGAGCCCCCAAGUAUCAUCAGAAAAUCAAUGGCAAAGGGACAAGGAGAUCAUGGACCAGCCUUAACAACUGCAAAGGUCUGCCCAUACAUUGGUUUCAGGAGGGAUGUAGUCGCUGUGAUUGCUAAUUGCUUACAUAGAAGCAAAAAUGUGCAGGAUGAGGUGAGGCAGCUAGAUGGGAUCAUUUUGCUCUUGCAGCAGUGUGUUGUUGAUGAAGAGAAUCCAUACUUGAGGGAGUGGGGUCUAUUUGCUGUGAAGAACUUGCUUGAUGAAAAUGAGGAAAACCAGAAGGAGGUAUCUGAACUUAAGAUGCAAGAACCUGUUAUAACCCCGGAAAUUGCUGACAUAGGUCUAAGAGUGGAGAUAGACAAGGAAACAGGACAUCCAAAACUGGUUAAUAACUGAUGAGAUUUUCCAUUUUAAUCCUUCAUGUUUGAGGGGAAAGAGGAUACGAGACUCACGUGCCGUGGUUCCUCUCAUUAACGGAAACAAACUAAUGUUGCUUCUGCGCCCCAAUGGUGUUGCUUUUUUCGCUAAGGCAUUGAUCAUGUUAAAUUUGAUGGCGAGCAUUGAGCCACUGGGAUUCAGAUACUUUCACGAAGAAUGAAAUGCUAAUGGCUUUUUUACGUUGUACCGAUUCGGAAACAAUGAUGUCAUGAGAUGUUUACUAUAAGUACUCUUUUCGUAUGCGUCCGUUUAUUAAACAUCGGCGUGUACUGUUAUUUGGUGGCUAUAGUGAUACUGAUAUUCGUUGAUAGCCUUUUGGUAUUUAGAUUUCACUGUGCCUGUCUAAUGUCCACUGAAGUAUCUUGAAGCGAAGCAUGAUGUGCCCAUGUUUGGCUUUCGGCCGCCCUGCUUCGUAUACGUUGGAGCUGCAGCAUGCCAACA
This is a messenger RNA of Oryza brachyantha (malo sina), 3102 nucleotides long. Its product is annotated as hydroxymethylglutaryl-CoA synthase-like. Gene Ontology annotation, biological process: acetyl-CoA metabolic process. The transcript has 16 exons. The record is from RefSeq and is a predicted model, not a curated record. Gene Ontology annotation, molecular function: hydroxymethylglutaryl-CoA synthase activity. The coding region runs from base 115 to 2619 and encodes 834 amino acids. NCBI's taxonomy places the organism in Eukaryota, Viridiplantae, Streptophyta, Magnoliopsida, Poales, Poaceae.